Messenger RNA from Gastrolobium bilobum, 596 nucleotides. Its product is annotated as repetitive proline-rich cell wall protein 2-like. The coding region runs from base 32 to 400 and encodes 122 amino acids. Lineage: Eukaryota; Viridiplantae; Streptophyta; Magnoliopsida; Fabales; Fabaceae. The transcript has a single exon. The record is from RefSeq and is a predicted model, not a curated record. Gene Ontology annotation, molecular function: structural constituent of cell wall.
UGUUUUUCACAGCAACUCAAAAAUCAGGAACAUGGGCUCUUCCUUAAGGUUCUUAGUGUUGCUACUUGCAGCACUCAUUCUCACCCCUCAAGGCCUAGCCAACUAUGAAAAAACCCCUGUGUACAAGCCACCAGUUGAAAAACCACCAGUUUAUAAGCCACCAGUUGAGAAGCCACCUGUUUAUAAACCACCGGUUGAGAAGCCACCAGUUUACAAGCCUUCAUAUGAGAAGCCACCAGUUUAUAAGCCACCAACUGAAAUACCACCUGUUUAUAAGCCACCAACUGAGAAGCCACCAGUUUAUAAGCCACCAGUUGAGAAGCCACCAGUUUACAAGCCUCCACAUGAGAAGCCACCUUAUGGUCACUACCCUCCAGCAGAUGAUAGAACCCGUCUCUAAAGCAUGUAAGAGGUCGUACAUGAAGGAUAUGCUAAAUAAGAGGUGUAGUUACCGCUUGUCUUCUUCAUUUCAACCCUUUAUUUACAAUGCUAUGGCCGAGACAAGAGCAUCAUAAAUGUAUGGAGUGUGAAGCAAAAAAACAGAAAUUGGUGCUUUUGUACUCCAAAUUAUGAAUAAAAGAAUUUUAUGAUUUAGA